Messenger RNA from Ostrinia nubilalis (European corn borer), 3374 nucleotides. RefSeq names its product venom carboxylesterase-6-like. The coding region runs from base 16 to 3027 and encodes 1003 amino acids. The transcript is spliced from 6 exons. Lineage: Eukaryota; Metazoa; Arthropoda; Insecta; Lepidoptera; Crambidae. The record is from RefSeq and is a predicted model, not a curated record.
ACACCUUUGCCAGUCAUGGUUUUCAUCCAUGGAGGGGCAUUUAGGGCGGGAUCUGGAAAUUCACUUAUAUAUGGCCCAGACUUUAUAGUUCAAAAGAACGUUGUGCUGGUCACAUUGAACUAUAGACUAGAUGCUUUAGGAUUCCUCAAGCUGGACACGAAGGAUGUUCCUGGCAAUGCUGGAUUAAAAGACCAGAGCCUGGCGUUAAAAUGGGUUCACGAUAACAUAGCUGUAUUCGGGGGCGACCCUGAACUGAUCACUUUGGCUGGACAGAGUGCGGGGUCAGCGUCGGUGACGUAUCACAUGCUGUCACCGAUGUCCAAAGGAUUGUUCAAAAGAGCUAUAGCCAUGAGCGGAGUACCAUUUUGCGAAUGGGCAGUAACGUAUGAGCUUACGAAAAGAUCUUUUGCACUUGGCAAGUUAUUAGGCAGCAACACAACUGAUCCUCAUGAAAUGUUGAACUUCUUACAAAGUCAAUCCGCUUUCAAAAUAGUCCAUAAGUUUCCUAUCGUGAUACCAGAAGAAAUAUUUUGGAAUUUUGGACUGAAAAUGACAGCGUUCCAACCUGCCCCGGAAAAAGACUUGGGGCACAAACGAUUUUUAGUUGAGUCGCCGAUUGAGACGCUCAAACGAGGAAACGUCACUCCAGUAGACUUGCUGUUGGGGCACACUAGUUUGGAAUACUUGUAUCAGCUGCCAAACAUUAAUAGUUCCCUUGUUAAUUACAGUCUAAUGCGCAGGCUACUAAUCCCUCGCGAAAUUAUACUGUACGGAUCCCCGCAGCUGGACUUUGACGCAAUAGCUGAUAGAAUAUAUGACAAAUAUUUCGGCCAAAGAGCCAUUGGCUAUGGCACACUGUAUGAGUUUCUUCAGUACUUCAGCCAAGAAACAUUUGAGUAUCAAAUAAGAAGGUUCCUCAAGUACCUUUCCGCUGUAAUUAAGAAGUAUUUUUACAAAUUCUUCAUCAUAUCGGAGAGAAAUCGGUACGCAUCAUUGGGCGAGCCGUAUGGGAUAGUUGGAGUGAGCCAUUCGGAUGAUAUCGAAUAUAUCUUCGACUCCAGAGUUGCGAAGGGUGGUUUUCCAGUGGGUUUCCCAGUGAGUGUGACAUCUGAGAUCUACAGACUGAUUAAUCAGACUGUCACGUUGUACACAAACUUCGUAAAAUAUGGAAACCCGACUCCGGAUGGCUCCCUCGGCGCAGUCUGGCCACAGUACGACGAGACUUCCAAGGGCUACAUGAAGAUCAACUCUACCUUGAGCGUUGAUAACGAUCCUGACGCUGAUGCUGUGGCCUUCUGGACUAGCAUCUUCAGCGACGCUGCAAAGUUGCUAAAGGGCUAUUGUGCAUCAGCCACCAUGGCUAUGUUAUCAUGGAGGUUGCUCUAUAUUUUAUCAACGAUUAUUUAUGUGGAAUCGACCAUCGUCCGAGUGAACGAAGGACUGUUGUUGGGAGCUCAUAAAACCACGUCCACCGGUCUAGGGGAGUUCUACAGCUUUAAAGGGAUUCCUUACGCGGAACCGCCAGUUGGAAGCCUCCGAUUCAAGGACCCUAUACCUCGUAAGCCAUGGACAGGAAUAAGAGAAGCACUUAUACACGGCCCUAUCUGUAUCCAAUUUAACAAAUUACUGAACAUCUAUUUACCAGGCAGCGAGAACUGUCUCUUUUUGAAUGUUUACACACCAGACAUGACGCCAGAGAAACCUCUGCCAGUGAUGUUUUUCAUUCAUGGAGGUGCAUUCAGGAGUGGAUCAGGAAACUCACUUGUAUACGGCCCAGAUUUUAUAAUUGAUAAGAAAGUAGUUUUAGUCACAAUCAACUACAGGCUGGAUGCUUUGGGAUUUCUCAAACUAGAUACGAAGGACGUUCCAGGCAAUGCUGGAAUGAAAGACCAGAACUUAGCGUUGAAAUGGGUUCACGAUAACAUCCACAAAUUCGGCGGCGAUCCUAAUGAAGUGACUCUGAUUGGAGAGAGUGCAGGGUCAGCGUCAGUGACGUAUCACAUGCUGUCACCGAUGUCCAAAGGAUUGUUCAAAAGAGCCAUAGCCAUGAGCGGAGUACCAUUUUGCGAAUGGGCUAUCACGUAUAAACUAACAGAGCGGUCAUUCGCUCUCGGUAAGUUAUUGGGAAGCAAAACAACUGAUCCCGACGAAAUGUUAAAAUUCCUGCAAGAACAGGAAGCGUAUGAUAUUAUCAAUAAGACGCCUAUUGUAAUACCAGAAGAAAAUGAAUGGCAAUAUAUUGGACUAAAAAUGACGGCGUUCCAACCUGCUUCAGAAAAAGACUUCGGGCAAGAACGCUUUUUAGUCGAACCACCAACUGAGACGCUUAAAAGAGGAAAUGUCUCUGCAGUAGACUUGCUGAUUGGGUACACUAGUUUGGAAUAUCUAUACAUGUUAACAAAACUCAAUAACUCACUCGAAAAAUACAACAAUAUGCGCCAAUUAUUAGUUCCUCGUGAAAUUUUGCUGUAUGGAAAGAAUGAUACAGAUCCAAAUGAUUUAGCUGCUAAAAUUUCAAAACAAUAUUUUGGAAAUAAAGCCAUAAAUAAUGAGACAUUGGAAGAAUUUCUUUAUUAUCAAAGCGAUGAAAUAUUUGGUUAUAACAUCAAUAGGUUUUUGAAAUAUUAUCUGUCUACUAAAAUUAAGACGUAUCUUUACAAAUUCUAUACAUUGUCAGAUAGGAAUCGGUUUUCUUCAGUGGGGGAGCCUUUGGGAAUAACUGGAUUGUCGCAUACAGAUGAUUUGUUGUAUAUAUUUGACUCCAUAAUUGCUCCUGGUGGGCCAGUAGCCCUAUCGUCGAAAAUCUUCAGACUCAUUAAUGAAACAGUUACGUUGUUCACGAACUUUGCUAAAUAUGGGGAUCCAACUCCUGACGAUUCUCUCGGCGUGGACUGGCCCGAGUACGACAACGAUUCCAAGGGCUACCUGAUCAUCAACUCCACGCUGCGCGUUGAUAGAGCUCCCGACGCUGACGUCAACGAAUUCUGGACUGGCAUAUACGAGGAAGGUGGUGUCGAACUGCCGUAAUGGAUUUGGGUUUUAUUCCGUCCAUUUCAGCCGUCGUCCACUGCUGGACAUAGGUCCCCUCCCUCCAAGGAUUUACCACAACGACUUUUCACUUGCUUUCUUUAUUUUUAAUGACAAAUAAAUUGGUGCAAAAGGCGAUUCAAGUUCGCGAAUCUAGGUGAACUAGACAAUAUUAUGUUUAGUAUUUUUUUUAUUAUUUUAUAUUAAUAGAGGUUGCCAAAAGAUUACGAUCUCAUCCUCAAUAAAAAAAUGCAAGCACGAUAGCAUGAAUACUUAGGUAAAAUCGUUGUUCUGAUUUAUAAUAAUUUUCAAUAUUAUUGUGGAUAAUAGUAAUAAGGAAGUUUAUU